Brassica oleracea var. oleracea is the source of this 1250-nucleotide messenger RNA. RefSeq names its product caffeoylshikimate esterase. Gene Ontology annotation, cellular component: membrane. Bases 87 to 1136 code for a protein of 349 amino acids. Gene Ontology annotation, molecular function: lipase activity. NCBI's taxonomy places the organism in Eukaryota, Viridiplantae, Streptophyta, Magnoliopsida, Brassicales, Brassicaceae. The record is from RefSeq and is a predicted model, not a curated record. The transcript is spliced from 7 exons.
UUAGCUCGUUUUCUCUCUUCUCCUACCGGGCAGCGAUAAAACGAAAAUAAUAUUUCAAAGGAUAUUGUAUACACUAACGAAAGAGCAUGAUGAAGUUCAAGUGUGAUUACCAAGAGGAAUGCAUAAGAAACUCGAGAGACGUUGAGUUGUUCGCUUGCAGAUGGGUUCCAUCCCCUUCUCCUCCCAAAGCUCUCAUCUUCCUCUGCCAUGGCUACGGGAUGGAGUGCAGUGGCUUCAUGAGAGAAUGCGGGAUAAGGCUGGCUUCAGCAGGAUAUGCAGUAUUUGGAAUGGACUACGAAGGUCAUGGUCGGUCCAAAGGAGCUCGUUGUUACAUCAAGAAAUUUAGUAACAUUGUAAACGACUGCUAUGACUACUACACCUCAAUCUCUGCGCAGGAAGAAUACAAAGAAAAAGGCAGAUUCUUGUAUGGAGAAUCCAUGGGAGGUGCGGUUGCGUUGUUGCUACACAAGAAAGAUCCUUCUUUCUGGAAUGGUGCCCUUCUCGUCGCUCCAAUGUGUAAGAUAUCAGAGAAGGCGAAACCACAUCCAGUAGUGAUUAAUCUACUAACAAGAGUUGAAGAGAUUAUACCAAAAUGGAAGAUCGUGCCCACCAAAGAUGUUAUCGAUGCUGCCUUCAAAGAUCCGGUCAAGCGCGAAGAGAUAAGGAAUAACAAGCUGAUAUAUCAAGACAAACCAAGGCUCAAAACAGCACUUGAGAUGCUUAGAACGAGCAUGAACCUCGAAGACAGUCUCCACGAGAUCACGUUACCCUUCAUUGUUCUUCACGGUGAAGCAGACAUAUUGACCGAUCCAGAGAUUAGCAAAGCUUUGUUCGAGAAAGCAAGCUCACGUGACAAAACCAUUAAGCUUUAUCCAGGGAUGUGGCACGGGUUGACUUCUGGUGAGACUGACGCUAACGUUGACCUCGUUUUUGCUGACAUCAUUAACUGGCUUGAUGUUCGUACCGCCGACUCUGCUUCGCUCACUGUCACUCCGGUCCGAGAUGUCACCGCAAAUGUUCAAAAGGUCGUGGAAGGCGCUUGUAAUGAUCAAGGGAAACCUAAACGGCAGUAUGCUAGUCUCCUUUGUGGGUUAAACGGUGGUGGACGCCGUUUGGUCCAUCGAUCUUCUAUGUAAUAACCUAAUCACUACAGAUAAUAAUCUGUUUCCUUUGUGUUCAUUUUGUAUUAAGGUGAUGAUUGUUUGGAUACUUUUUAGAUUUUAGUUUCUGGUUUUUGGCUUUUGGUUUUU